Notechis scutatus (mainland tiger snake) is the source of this 1590-nucleotide messenger RNA. NCBI's taxonomy places the organism in Eukaryota, Metazoa, Chordata, Lepidosauria, Squamata, Elapidae. The record is from RefSeq and is a predicted model, not a curated record.
AUGCUUGAAAACCAUAGGAACGUGGUCUCUCUGGGUAAUGAUAAACAGGAGAAUCAAGAUUCCUGUGAACUGUUCCAAGUAAUCAAUGCUAAAGAUGUAACGGAGAAGUUUGGAAUUCGAAUGGAAUUCGAAAGCCAUAAGAGAAACCAGUCAAAGAAUUGGAAUCAGGAAAGCUCAUCUUCCAGUGAUGCUCUGAUGCAAGAAUUUCUUGCCCAACAAGAGAAAAUAAAGAAAAAAUAUACUGGAAAAAGUGUGAAGCUAUUCAAAGGUAAAGUACAAGUAAAUGAAUACUAUUUAACCCCACAAAAAGGAGAAGGUGCUAUAAGAAGACACAGUAGACAAAAUAACAAUGGAACAUUCAUUCUUUCUCUGGGAAAUAAAUUCCUUACAUCUCAAAAAGUGAUUUACACAAAAGAAAAGCCAUAUAAAUGCAUGGGGUGUGGAAAGACGUUUGCUCGUAGCGGUAAUCUUAUUUCCCAUGGAAGGAUCCACACAGGAGAAAAACCAUAUAAAUGCAUGGAAUGUGGAAAGACCUUUGCUUCUAGCAGUACGCUUACUUCCCAUGAAAGGAUCCACACAGGGGAGAAGCCAUAUAAAUGCAUAGUGUGUGGAAAGACCUUUGCUCAAAGAGCUACUCUUAUUUCCCAUAAAAUUAUCCACACAAAGGAGAAGCCGUAUAAAUGUAUGGAAUGUGGAAAGACCUUUGCUCGGGGCAGUGGCCUUAGAAGCCACAAAAUGCUCCACACAGGGGAGAAGCCAUUUAAAUGCAUGGAGUGUGGAAAGACGUUUACUCAUGGCAGUGGACUUAGAAGCCACAAAAAGCUCCACACAGGAGAGAAACCAUAUAAAUGUAUAGAGUGUGGAAAGACCUUUGCUCGAAGAGCUACUCUUAUUUCCCAUAAGAUGAUCCACACAGGGGAAAAGCCGUAUAAAUGCAUGGUGUGUGGAAAGAUGUUUACUCAUGGCAGUGCACUUAGAACCCACAAAAACCUCCACACAGGAGAGAAAUCAUAUAAAUGCAUAGAGUGUGGAAAGACCUUUGCUCAAAAAGGUCAUUUUAUUUCCCAUAAGAUGACCCACACAGGGGAGAAGCCGUAUAAAUGCAUUGAGUGUGGAAAGACAUUUACUCGUGGUAGUGUACUUAGAAGCCACAAAAAGCUCCACACAGGAGAGAAACCAUAUAAAUGCAUGGAGUGUGGAAAGACCUUUGCUCUGAGCAGUAGACUUAGUAUGCACAAAAAGAUCCACACUGGGGAAAAGCCAUUUAAAUGCAUGGAGUGUGGAAAGACCUUUGCUCAAAGAAGUAAUCUUAUUUCCCAUAAGAUGAUCCACACAGGGGAGAAGCCGUAUAAAUGCAUGGAGUGUGGAAAGACCUUUGCUCAAAGUGGUCAUCUUAUUUUCCAUAGGAUGAUCCACAAGGGGAGAAGCCGUAUAAAUGCAUGGAGUGUGGACAGACAUUUACUCAGAGCAGUGGACUUAGAAGACACAAAAGUGCAAAGAAGAGCAGCUAAGAUUAUUAAUGGGCUGAAGACUAAAACACAUGAACAGUUUCAGGAUUUGUGUGUGGCUGUUCUACAGAAAGAAGGAUAG